AUGGCGACAGACAUUGUUUCACAGUUGGCUGACUCCUUGGCCAAAACAGGGGUUGAGGAAGGGGAGCUGAGUUACAAAGGACAAGCAAGAAAGCUUGAUGAUUUCCAAUCAGUUGAAGAAAUUGUAAAGGAAAUUGAAGACUUUGAAGGGCUCCAAGCGCUGCGAUUAGAGGGAAACACUGUUGGUGUGGAAGCAGCAAAAGCUAUUGCCAAAGCCCUCGAGACAAAGAGCCAGUUAAAGCGCUGUUACUGGAGUGACAUGUUUACUGGUCGCCUCCGUUCUGAGAUCCCACCUGCUCUGAAUUCACUAGGUGAUGCGCUGAUGCUGGCCGGUGCCAAGCUGACUGUUCUAGAUCUUAGUGACAAUGCCUUCGGACCAGACGGGGUGAAGGGCAUCGAGCGAUUGCUGAAAAGCUCUUCCUGCUACACUCUACAAGAACUUCGGCUCAACAACUGUGGCAUGGGCAUUGGAGGGGGGAAGAUCUUGGCUGCUUCACUGAUCGAGUGCCACAAGAAGUCUAUUGUAAAAGGCGCUGCUCUCAGCCUUAAAGUGUUUGUCGCCGGGAGGAAUCGUCUGGAGAACGACGGAGCAACCGCUCUCGCUCAAGCGUUCCAGUUAAUAGGCAGCCUGGAGGAGAUUCAUAUGCCCCAGAACGGUAUCAAUUACCCAGGCGUAGCAGCCCUGGCAACGGCAGUACAGCAUAAUCCAAACCUGCGCACUCUCAACCUAAAUGACAACACCUUCACUCAUGUGGGUGCCACUGCCAUGGCUAAGGCUUUAAAACAUUUACAAAGCAUCCAGGUGAUCAACUUUGGCGACUGUUUGGUACGUCCAGCUGGAGCCACAGCUAUUGCUAAGACGGUUUCAGAAGGACUACCGAUCUUGAAGGAACUUAACCUCUCUUUUGGAGAGAUUACGGAAGAAGCUGCACUGGCUGUGGCCCAAGCAGUCAAGAACAAGAAGCAGCUAGAAAAACUGGAUUUAAAUGGUAACUACCUUGGAGAGGAUGGCUGCAAAGCCCUGAAAGACUACAUGGAAGGCAUAAACAUGGCUGAGCUUCUGGCUUCUCUUAGUGAUGAUGAGGGAGAACCAGAAGAUGAGGAUGACGAGGAGGACGACGAUGACGAGGAGGAGGAGGAAGAGGAUGACGAUGACGAUUAUGAGGAUUUGGAUGAAGAAGAGGUAGAGGAGGAAGAAGAGGAAGAGGAUGAGGAUGAGGGAGAAGAGGAGCAAGACCAAAACACUGGCAAACUUUCCACACCACCAUCAGCACCGCGACCAUCAGAUGUCUCGUCCUUUCUCAGCUUCCCAUCUCCAGAUAAACUACUUAAGCUCGGGGCCAAAAGAGCAACACUGAUUGAGCAGCAGGUGGAUGUAACCGAUGCAAGGAAAACAGCUGAGGCUUUUCUCAAAAUUGCAUCUGUGUACAAAGAGGACAAUAAUGAAGUUAAGAAUGCAGUUUUGGAAAGUGUCGAUGCUCUGCUGAGGAAAGUCUUUUCUUCUUCCCUCCAAGGCUAUGAUUUUGUGUCCACUUUGCUAGUCUUGCUGGGACUUAUUAAGAGUGAGGACAAGGUGAAGCCUGUGCUGGUCGUAGCUGGUCACCUGCAGGCCUUAGAGCAUGCUGUCCGUCAGGACUACUUCCCCAAAGAGAGCGUGGCUGUGUUGGAGGCCUUCAUGUCCCGUCACUUAAAUAUUUUGGAGUCCUGUGGGUCCUCUCGACACAAGCUUCAAUCCACCUUGCAGAGGACCCGUGCUGAAAGCUGA
Messenger RNA from Nerophis lumbriciformis (worm pipefish), 1764 nucleotides. The record is from RefSeq and is a predicted model, not a curated record. Lineage: Eukaryota; Metazoa; Chordata; Actinopteri; Syngnathiformes; Syngnathidae.